AUGUCUUUGAACAGUGACAUUAUCACAGACAUUUUAGGCCGUGUGGGUGGUAUAACACUUGCAAAUGCAGAAUGUGCAUCUUCACACUUUAGAUCUAUUGCAAGGCAGGAGAAUUUAUGGGAAGAAAAAUGCUGCUCUGUGUGGCCUUCCACAAGGAAUGCAGAUAUAAAAGAACUGAUAUCUUCUUCAUUGGGUGGGUUCAAAAAAUUCUAUGCUGAUUGCUUUCCUGUAAUUGCAAAUGAUGGUGAAUCCAAUCCCAGGGAGCCCAUAAAUCUGUCUCUAAAUAGCCUAGAAGACCUAUCUGCUCUUCACUCUGAUUUUGUGUGGGUUGUGGAUGUGGUAUACAAGAAUAAACCCAUCUAUUCCAAAGUGAUUUCAGGCAUCCCUUCUGCAGAUGACUUUCCAGGUUUGUUCUAUUGCUGCCCUUUCAGGAUGGAGUUCAUUAACCUUUGUGAUGUUUUAGAUGACUGUAACAGCUAUGGAGAUGGGUUGCCAACAAUAUCUCUGCAGGGGAAGAAGAACCCCAAAUUUUGGGGACAUUUGAUGGACAAUGUUAGGUUAAGUUGGAUUCUGAUAAACCAGAGAACAGGGCAAGCUAUUAAUCUUUCAAGCUGGAAACCCUUGGUUGGGAGAAUGGAAUGGCCUUCUCAGAAGGACUUUGUAUUAAUAUUUGGGUCUAUACUACCUUCUCACAAAAUGUGUUCUUCCAAGUUUGUGCAGUGUGGGCUUUCCAUGAAGUGCAGGGUUUCAGAUAAGGAUCACACCAGUUUGAAGAUCACUGAACUCAGCAUGGAGUUGGAGGACAUGAUGGGGGUUAGAGUAAAUGGGAUGAAUAGUGUGGUUAUACUAGAAAAUGCUUUUGGUUGCAGGAGGAGUAAGGACCAUAAUCAGAUUUUGCAAGCUUAUCAGAAGUAUUUGGUAGAAAAGAGCAAGUUAAGGGAAAUGAAGAUGAGUAAAGGAGGCUGUGCAGAUGGUGUUUGGAUUGUCAGUGCCAUUGUUGCAUUGGCUACAUUUUCUUAUUUCAAUUUCAUAAGAAGUUGUGUUUUCUUCUGA
Messenger RNA from Cryptomeria japonica (Japanese cedar), 1053 nucleotides. RefSeq names its product F-box protein At2g27310. Gene Ontology annotation, molecular function: protein binding. The record is from RefSeq and is a predicted model, not a curated record. Bases 1 to 1053 code for a protein of 350 amino acids. The transcript has a single exon. NCBI's taxonomy places the organism in Eukaryota, Viridiplantae, Streptophyta, Pinopsida, Cupressales, Cupressaceae.